Messenger RNA from Sordaria macrospora k-hell, 2211 nucleotides. The record is from RefSeq and is a predicted model, not a curated record. Lineage: Eukaryota; Fungi; Ascomycota; Sordariomycetes; Sordariales; Sordariaceae.
AUGCAAACAAGGCACCAAUUGCUGUCAACUGCCACUCGGCGCAUCAGCGAGGCGUCGAGGGCCUCCCUCUCGCGAACAACACGCCAGUUUCCCCGGGCACCCGCGUUGGGCGCAACCGUACCAGCACUCAAUGUCGCAACCUCCUUAGCCAAUUCUCUACACCUUCUUCCCACAAUAGCGACACGAUCGUAUGCCAAUGGCAGACCACACCCUCCAGGCGGUACCCAUCGCAUGAACCUCGGGGCCGACGAGGAGAAACCAGCAUUGGAACAGUACGGUAUCGACUUGACAGCCAGAGCACGAGACGGAAAGCUCGAUCCCGGUCUUGCGCUGGAGAUUGUGAAGGGCGCGGUGCCAGAAAGCAUCAAGAAUAAGAGGGUCAUCAGUCUCGAUCUUGGAUCUCUCAUUGCAGGCGCCAAGUUCAGGGGUGAUUUUGAGGAGCGGCUAAAGAAGGUCCUUACCGAGGUGCAACAAGCCAACGGAGAGGUCAUUCUCUUCAUCGAUGAGCUCCAUACUCUCCUAGGCCUCGGAAAGGCCGAAGGCUCUAUCGAUGCAUCGAACCUCCUGAAGCCAGCUCUCUCCAGAGGUGAGCUUCAGUGCUGCGGUGCCACCACCUUGAACGAAUAUCGUCAGAUCGAGAAAGAUGUUGCCCUCGCUCGCCGUUUCCAACCUAUCCUCGUCAACGAGCCGACAGUGGAGGAUACAAUCAGCAUCCUGCGCGGUAUCAAGGAGAAAUAUGAAGUUCACCAUGGUGUCCGUAUCACCGACGGGGCCCUGGUCGCGGCCGCGGCUUACUCCAACCGUUACAUCACCGACCGCUUCCUUCCCGAUAAGGCCAUCGACUUGAUGGACGAAGCCGCCAGUUCGCUUCGUCUACAGCAAGAAAGCAAACCCGAUGACAUCCAACGAUUGGACCAGAAGAUCAUGACCAUUCAGAUCGAGCUGGAAAGUUUACGAAAGGAGAAGGAUGUUGCCAGCGUUGAGCGUCGCGAAAAGCUCGAGGCUGACCUAAAGAAGUUCCAAGACGAAGUCUCCGUGCUGACCGAGAAGUGGGAGAAGGAGAAGAGCGAAAUCGACAAGAUCAAGCAAACACAGGCAGAGCUCGACAGAGCCCGCAUCGAGUUGGAGCAAGCUCAGAGAACCGGCAACUUCGGCAGGGCUUCGGAGUUGAGGUUUGGCGUGAUUCCAAACCUGGAAAAGCAGUUGCCCAAGGAUGGCGAAAGACCUACCGGCGACAACACCCUCAUCCACGAUUCCGUCACAGCUGACGACAUCGCCAACGUCGUUUCCCGAAUUACCGGCAUUCCGAUCUCCAAGUUGUCCAGCGGCCACAUGGAGAGACUGAUCCACAUGGAGGACAUCCUCCGCGAAUCUGUUCGCGGCCAAGACGAGGCUCUGAAGGCGGUCGCCGACGCAGUGAGAAUGCAAAGAGCCGGACUGAGCGGCGAGAACCAAAAGCACACCAUCUCCCGCCUGAUUGGCGCUCCCUCUGGCUACGUAGGCUACGAAGACGCCGGCCAACUGACGGAGGCCGUGCGCCGCAAGCCGUACGCCGUCCUCCUCUUCGAUGAGUUCGAGAAGGCGCACCGGGACAUCUCCGCUCUCCUCCUCCAGGUACUCGACGAGGGCUACCUGACCGACGCCCAGGGCCACAAGGUUGACUUCAAGAACACCAUCAUUGUGCUCACCUCCAACCUCGGCGCCGACAUCCUCGUCGACGCCAACCCACUGGUCCCAUACAAGGAGACGGAAGACGGCGACAUCCACCCGGAUGUCAAGAAGGCCGUCAUGGACGUCGUCGCAUCGCAGUACCCCCCCGAGUUCCUCAACCGCAUCGAUUCCUUCAUCGUCUUCAAGCGUCUCGCCCUGGAGGCGCUCAGAGACAUUGUCGAUAUUCGUUUGAGGGAGCUCCAGGAGCGGCUCAACGAUCGCCGCAUCACGCUCACGGUCCCCGACGAGGUCCGCCAGUGGCUGGCCGAGAGGGGUUACGAUCCCAAGUUUGGUGCUCGUCCGCUUAACCGCCUUAUCACCACCGAGAUUGGCAAUGGGCUUGCGGAUAAGAUCAUUCGUGGACAGAUCAAGACUGGUGAUAAUGCGGUGGUGGAAAUCAAGGAGGACAAGAGUGGAUUGAAUGUCUACGCGAAGCCGCAGGAGCAGCCGCCGGCCGAAGAAGCUGAGGGUGGCGAGGCUCAGGCCGCCCCUGAGGCGUGA